Castor canadensis (American beaver) is the source of this 990-nucleotide messenger RNA. RefSeq names its product transmembrane protein 50A (gene Tmem50a). The record is from RefSeq and is a predicted model, not a curated record. NCBI's taxonomy places the organism in Eukaryota, Metazoa, Chordata, Mammalia, Rodentia, Castoridae.
AGUUACAUCCGGGCGACUGGCGGCCUGCGGUGGUUUUGUUUUCUUGGCUGAGCUAGGGGGAAGUGAGGCCGCCCGGCGCAGUGUGACACCGGGUCUGGACCUUCUGCACCGGGCUGGACUGACCUGAAAAAUGUCUGGGUUUCUAGAAGGUGCAAGAUGCUCUGAGUGCAUUGACUGGGGAGAAAAGCGCAACACUAUUGCUUCCAUCGCUGCGGGUGUUCUAUUUUUCACUGGCUGGUGGAUUAUCAUAGAUGCCGCUGUGAUGUAUCCUUCAAUGGCAGAUUUCAACCACUCCUACCAUGCCUGUGGUGUCAUAGCAACCAUAGCCUUCUUAAUGAUUAACGCAGUAUCGAAUGGACAAGUCCGCGGUGAUAGUUACAGUGAAGGUUGCCUGGGCCAAACAGGUGCUCGCGUUUGGCUGUUCAUUGGUUUCAUGCUGGCCUUUGGGUCUCUGAUCGCAUCUAUGUGGAUUCUCUUCGGCGGUUAUGUUGCUAAGGAAGAGCACCCAGUAUAUCCUGGAAUUGCAGUAUUUUUCCAAAAUGCCUUCAUCUUUUUUGGUGGGCUGGUUUUUAAGUUUGGUCGCACAGAAGAUUUGUGGCAGUGAAGACAUGGGUUUCCGGCAGCACAGCAGCCCUGCAUAGGUUUUUUACCGCUCACUCCGUCUCUUUUGUAAUGCCGUCUCUUUUGUAACUUGAAGUUACGUGAUGCUAAAAUCAUGAGAAGUCCCUACUUAAACAGCAACAGCAACUCGAUCUGUCCUGUAUGCACUUGAUCACCUUAGAUAAUGUUAAAGGAACUGCUGCACGUGAGUAACUUCUGUCAAGUUCUAUCAAGUAUGAUUUGUAAAAAUAAAAGACAGAAAAAAGAAACAGUGGAUUUGUUGGUAUGGAUGUUUGUUUGAUCUGAGGUCCAAACCUGCAAUGAACAUGCUCUGAAGAGCUAAAUGUGUUUAUUUAAAUGUGGCUUCUUCUAUGUCAUAUGUUAAAUAUA